CAUUCAUUCGCCUUUAACUCCUCCUGUUCAGGAUCCACUCGACUAUACCCUGGUAUUCAUCUUCGUACCUUGAUUACAUACAAACCCCCAAGCAGAUCCGGUGUUACUCACCUGUUGUGUCACUGAUGCCCCGCACUUAUGGUAAAAGAGCAAAGCAGACGCGACUUUCUUUUGCUCCGAUAGACCUGUCGCAAGAUUCUGCCGAGGAUCCCGGUGAGAAGAGUGACCGCAAAGCUACUCUGCGCUAUGGCCAUCCGUCAAUGCCCACUGUCCGCAGUACUCGGUCCCUACUAAGCGGGCCAUCGAUCGGAAGCAUGUCGCCUGUUCCGUUCGUGAAGGCCUCAGCAGACCAGCAAUGCUCCACAUCGAAAGCAGAAACUUCCGAAAGCCUCACCCCUACGAAAAAGAAGAAGAAUAAGAGGAAGGAGAAGAAGGAGAAGAAGGAGAAAAAGAAGAAAAAGGACAAGAAGGGAAAGGAAGAGAAAGAGAAGGAAAAGGAAAAGAGCACCGAUGAAUUACGACAGCCUUCUACUUCCGAGACCAAGGUGCCUCUCCGCCAAGAGAGCGAAAGCGAUGAUGAAGAAGCUCCUACCAGUGCUCGAAAAGUAAGGAAGUCGCGAGCUUUGAAGCGGAAGAGAUCUCAGACCCCAUCCGACACCGCAGAUUCCCCAUCUCAAAAUCCCUCACCAUCCGUGAGGUCCGACAAUAGUGACGUCGACGAUAUAAUCUCUCGGCCUCGUCGGAAAUUACGACGAGGCCCGGCACAGCAGCCUACUGUUAUUCUGGAUGAUGACGAUUCUGACGAAGGACCUAUUGCAACCCCGGCAAGAAAACGAAGGAGGGCCAUCGAUGCUCAGCCACCACGGACACCGGAACAAAACUUGGAUCAAGACGAGCUAGAUCUCAGGGAGGACCUUCAAGAUCUUCAAGACUCAGUGGUGAAAGAAACACGAACCAGAGGUAGGCUGGCCAAUUCUGCGCGAGCCCAAAGACAGCAACACCUAGAAGCGUUACGCCGUCGGAGAGCUGGUGAAAAGGAAACCGAUGACGAAAGCCCAGAGACUCCGCAAAGCUCAUCAGAAAGCGAGGAUGAAAGUGAGGGCGAAAGCACUAUUCCACAACCUCGUUUCCGUCAAGAAAAAGAGGAUAGUGAUGUUGAAUCCUCUGUGGCAAGCAAUGAAGAUCUUGAUCGUUAUGAAGAUGAUUUCGUUCUAGAAGAUGGGACUCUCGGUGCACCGAGCAGUCUCCCGGAUAUGCCUUUCGAAUUUUCUCGUCAUUCAUACAAGCAACUGAAAGAUUACUUCCAAGACGCAGUGGAAUGGAUGGUAUUUAACCAGCUUAAUCCAGCCUUUGAGCGCUCUAGCCCAGUCUACCAAGUCGCAUUUUCAAAAUUAGAAGAUGAGGUCAAAGGCCGGACUGGAUCGCAGUUAAUUUCCUCAGUAUGGAAUGCCAACUUCCGUAGUGCCCUCAUGGCAAGGCCUCAUAUGGAAGUUACCGGGUAUCCAACACUGGAGAACCACCCUUGCGAUGCCUGUAAUCGAUCCGGCCACCCGGCCUCCUCCGACAUGAAACUAUACGGAAAAGCAUACUCAUUGGAGACGUUUGAGCCGUUGUCCGACGAGAACAGUGACACCGAAGAAGAUGGACGAGAACGGGAUCGAGAUGGGCAUGCUCUCCCCGAUGAGAACACUCGAUUCUUGCUAGGAAGACAUUGCAAAAACAGAGCUGCUAUGGCCCACACUCUUAUCCACUGGCGCUUUCACCUUAAUGAAUGGGUAGUAGACCAUCUUGAACGAAUGGGCUACAUGUCCGACAAGGAAAUAUCCAGGCGGAACCGCUGGAGCCAGAAGAAAAAGGCGAAAAGGGCUGCCGAAGCUGUCGGAUUGAUGGUUUACGAGGGCGAGAUAAAGAAGCUCUGGCGAGAUUUCCAUAUCAACCUCAGAACGGCUCGAGAAUCAGUGACGCUUGGAUAGUACCUCAUCCAAGUUUCUUUAUUAUUCUUCGAAUUCAUCCUGUCGAUAUCUUUACUUGAGAUACUAUCUACUAUGGGCCUUGAGAGGCUCACCUUUGGUUGAUAUUAUCUGUUUUACCCUUCAAACUUACGUUAUGUACAUACACCUGGAUUCAUGAUUCAGCCAUGUCAUCCUUUAUCUCCCUGCUUCUUGCUUACUACCCCGAUGGAAUUUCUUUGUACGCUCGGUUGAUACCCCAGGUCUGGCAUGGCCUUUGAUACGAAUUUUCAUUCGAACGUCUUUUCCUUGAUUCUGCUUCUUCUUUUGCCUUUAGCUAUUCUCUCGCUUGAUACAAGCUUCAGCUUACAUGGCUCUACACGCUUCUUGGAUGAUAGCCCAGUACUAUUUACAAUCAUACCUCUAGAUUCAUUCACG
Molecule: messenger RNA, 2387 nt
Organism: Aspergillus pseudonomiae
Lineage: Eukaryota; Fungi; Ascomycota; Eurotiomycetes; Eurotiales; Aspergillaceae
Exons: 5
Coding region: 126-1973 (615 amino acids)
Cellular component (GO): nucleus
Source: RefSeq, a predicted model, not a curated record